UCGAGCAGUCUCUCCCUCGCUCUCGCUCUCACGCUCUGCAUUAUAUAGACAAACCAAAAUCAUUCUGCUUUCUGCUAUAAAACUUCGGAUUACUCACCUUUUUCUUCUAUCUCGAUGGCUCUCUUUCUCCUUGCUAUAUUAAUCGCGAUGGUCCCUUCAGGCCAUGCCUCUUGGCCACCUUCACCAGGCUACUGGCCAAGCUCUAGAUUCAGGUCUAUGAGCUUCUACAGAGGAUUUAGAAACCUCUGGGGUCCUCAGCAUCAAAGGCUAGACCAAAACACAUUAACAAUUUGGCUCGACAGAACCUCAGGAAGUGGGUUCAAGUCAGUUCGUCCCUUUCGGUCCGGCUACUUCGGUGCUUCUAUUAAGCUCCAACCGGGCUAUACUGCAGGAGUUAUCACAGCUUUCUACCUUUCGAACAACGAAGCACAUCCAGGCUUCCACGACGAAGUAGACAUAGAAUUUCUGGGCACAACAUUUGGAAAACCUUAUACUCUGCAGACAAAUGUUUACAUAAGAGGGAGUGGUGACGGCAAAAUCAUAGGCAGGGAAAUGAAGUUCCAUCUCUGGUUUGAUCCCACCAAAGAUUUUCAUCACUACGCUAUACUCUGGAGUCCUAAGGAAAUAAUAUUCCUAGUGGAUGAUGUGCCGAUAAGGAGGUACCCGAAGAAGAGUGAUGCGACAUAUCCGGUGAGGCCAAUGUGGGUGUACGGUUCGAUCUGGGAUGCGUCAUCAUGGGCAACGGAUAACGGCAAGUACAAAGCAGAUUACAGAUACCAACCAUUUGUGGCCAAGUACAGCAACUUCAAAGCCAGCGGUUGCUCGGCCUAUGGGCCGAUUUGGUGCCGGCCGGUCUCAGUUUCGCCCUACAGGUCCGGCGGGUUGAGCAGCCAGCAAUACAGGGCCAUGAGAUGGGUUCAGAGAUACCAUAUGGUUUAUAACUAUUGCAAUGAUCCCAAAAGAGACCACAGGCUUACACCAGAAUGUUGGGGGGUGACGACUCAGGAUGGGUCCCCCACUCCACAAACAACGUUGAUGUAUUAAGGAUGUCCAAGUGAGCCUCAAGGCCCUCCCCAAAAAACACAAGAAAAUUUCGACCAUUGUGUGGCUUCUUCGUCUUUGUUAUUCUUCUAUUGUUGUGUAAAGAAAUAAGAAAGCCAUGAAAGUGCGAAAGAGAAUAUAUUUAAAGAAUCAAAUGUAUAGAUGCAAUUAAUAAUA
Molecule: messenger RNA, 1218 nt
Organism: Neltuma alba
Lineage: Eukaryota; Viridiplantae; Streptophyta; Magnoliopsida; Fabales; Fabaceae
Product: probable xyloglucan endotransglucosylase/hydrolase protein 32
Exons: 5
Coding region: 115-1044 (309 amino acids)
Biological process (GO): xyloglucan metabolic process; cell wall biogenesis
Cellular component (GO): cell wall; apoplast
Molecular function (GO): hydrolase activity, hydrolyzing O-glycosyl compounds; xyloglucan:xyloglucosyl transferase activity
Source: RefSeq, a predicted model, not a curated record